Molecule: messenger RNA, 5693 nt
Organism: Mus caroli (Ryukyu mouse)
Lineage: Eukaryota; Metazoa; Chordata; Mammalia; Rodentia; Muridae
Gene: Slc35a3
Product: solute carrier family 35 member A3
Biological process (GO): pyrimidine nucleotide-sugar transmembrane transport
Cellular component (GO): Golgi membrane
Molecular function (GO): pyrimidine nucleotide-sugar transmembrane transporter activity
Source: RefSeq, a predicted model, not a curated record
UAACCGAACCAGCUGGCUCCUAGACUAAGGUUGGUAACCUGCACCAGGGAUAAUCUUGUUUUCAACUCACUGGUGGUCAUUUUCAGGAGCCAAGAUCCGCCUCCCCGUUCUCAUCAGAGUUCUUUGAUCCAAAGGACUUUGCCCCCUUCCUUAAGUGACAGAUCAUCCCGCCACUUUCUGCCGCAGGACUGUGGGGAGAGAGACACCUUCCUAUCAAACUCUCCGGAGACCGUCACGGGAGCUGCGCGAGGAGCAGCCCCGGUUGGGGUCGCCUCAGGGACGCGACCCGCAAGCGCGAAGCUGGGGCCGCUGGAGCCGAACAGGGAACGGCGUUUGCCGGGGCCGAGGCGGAAGCCGGAUCCUUUGGCGGACCGGACCGCGGGAACCCGGAAACGCCUGGGCCACACCGAAGCGGCCCGGGCGACAGAGCCGGCGGGAGCCGGCGGUGCUGCGGGUCAGCGGGCGCGGCGGAGCCGACGGGCUCGGCAGCCUGGGUCUCCCGGCGUCGCGGAGCCCGGGGCUCCAGUGCGGGCAGCUGGCCGAGCCGCACGGCGGACAAAUGAAGAGAAAACAAUGUCUGCCAACCUAAAAUAUCUUUCCUUGGGAAUUUUGGUGUUUCAGACUACCAGUCUGGUUCUAACGAUGCGGUAUUCUAGGACUUUAAAAGAGGAGGGGCCUCGUUAUCUGUCUUCUACAGCAGUGGUUGUGGCUGAAUUUUUGAAGAUAAUGGCCUGCAUCUUUUUAGUCUACAAAGACAGUAAGUGUAGUGUGAGAGCACUGAAUAGAGUACUGCAUGAUGAGAUUCUUAAUAAGCCCAUGGAAACCCUGAAGCUCGCUAUCCCGUCAGGGAUAUAUACUCUUCAGAACAACUUACUCUAUGUGGCACUGUCAAACCUAGAUGCAGCCACUUACCAGGUUACAUAUCAGUUGAAAAUACUUACAACAGCAUUAUUUUCUGUGUCUAUGCUUGGUAAAAAAUUAGGUGUGUACCAGUGGCUCUCCCUAGUAAUUCUGAUGGCAGGAGUUGCUUUUGUACAGUGGCCUUCAGAUUCUCAAGAGCUGGACUCUAAGGACCUUUCAGCGGGCUCACAGUUUGUAGGCCUCAUGGCAGUUCUCACAGCCUGUUUUUCAAGUGGCUUUGCUGGAGUUUAUUUUGAGAAAAUCUUAAAAGAAACAAAACAAUCAGUAUGGAUAAGAAACAUUCAACUUGGUUUCUUUGGAAGUAUAUUUGGAUUAAUGGGUGUAUACAUUUAUGAUGGAGAAUUGGUCUCAAAGAAUGGAUUUUUUCAGGGAUAUAAUCAACUGACGUGGAUAGUUGUUGUUCUGCAGGCGCUUGGAGGCCUUGUAAUAGCUGCUGUCAUCAAAUAUGCAGAUAACAUUUUAAAAGGAUUUGCGACCUCCUUAUCCAUAAUAUUGUCAACAAUAAUAUCUUAUUUUUGGUUGCAAGAUUUUGUGCCAACCAGUGUCUUUUUCCUUGGAGCCAUCCUUGUAAUAGCAGCUACUUUCUUGUACGGUUACGAUCCCAAACCUGCAGGAAAUCCCACUAAAGCAUAGUCAUGUCCUAUCCUUAGCUGGAUUUUCACAAUGGUGCCCUAGGAACCUCAACAUGAAUCUUGCACAGAGGACUUCUGCAGAGUCUAGGAAGAGACCAUCAUGCUAAAUCUGACCGUUCUGCUCAAAUGCUUUGAAAACGUGUAGCCUUCAGGAUGAAGGGUGUCCAUCAUCUGCAACCCAAGCUUGCAAGUGUGUCCAGGAAGUAGGGUUAGAGUGGGUACUGGGAGGAGGCCUUCUGUCUGAGCUCCUAAUGACUUCAGCCUUUUAGUUGCUGCAGAACUGUCCAGUGCAGCCUUUGCAAGAGCACACACAUGCAAAUAAAGACCAAGGGUUUGCAAGGUAGAUCUGCCCACGGUUAUCCCAUGUUCUUAACCUUACCCUUUCUGUACAGAUGUAUCAAGUUACAUGAUCUAUUUAAAUGGAAAUUUAUAAUUGCCUAUCAAGCUGUGAACAAACAAAUAUAAUUUAAAACCAUCUUCAUGUAUCCGGGGUUUUAUAUUUAUACAGAAGAUUACUAAGGAAAGGAUUGCUAAAUUUUACUUGUUUAAUUCCAUAAGAUCUGAUGAGGUCAUCUGGGUUUGAAUCAUAUUUAAGUUUAGUGUAGAAUCAAUCUGUGUGUGUGUGUGUGUGUGUGAGUGUGUGUGAGUGUGUGUGUGUGUCUGACCAUUUACUGCUUUGCGGCAGCUGAAUGCAGUCUGGUUCUUCCCGUGCUAGGGUGGCAGUGACUGGCCCUAAUGGAGCUUACUCAGCAUUUCCCAGGUUGUCUCUUUUCUCGUUAUUCUCAUCAUUACAGUAAAUUGAAUUUGUGUGUGCUGCCAUUAAAAAUUUUAAGUGAACUUAAAGGGAUUAAGUACUCAUUUAAUAAUUGAAAAUAAAAUAAUGAUUACUGUCCAGUCUCCAUUUUGAGAAAUCUAAACUAUGAAGCAUAUAUUGAAUGUAGUUUUGAAAUGGAGAAUUUUCUUGUUAAUCUGCAGUAGCAGAUUUCUUUUAAUCUUUGACAGAAACAACAAUCAAAAGAGUGUUAGUUCUCUCAGUGGACCAUGAUUAAACUGAUUUCCUUACAGACAUUCCCUACUGCCAUAGUGUUACUCUCUUUUUUCUUUUUCUUAAAGCAUAUUGUAACUUGUUUUUUUGUUUUUCUUAAGGCAGAUUUUCAUUAUGUAGACCCAACUGGCCUUGAACUCACAAAUAUCUAUCUGGCAGCCUCUGCCUGCUGAGUGAUGGGAUUAAAGGUGUGGGCCAUUCUGCCCACCCCACUACAUUGUUUUAAGGGAGUUGCAUUAUAUUUUAAGUUCUAAGGCUAUUUAGAAGUUUUUAUGUCUUAAAGCCCACUCUCCCCACCUGAUCAUGUGUCUGGCAGAUGUGACUGCCUUCAGGGUUUCCUCUCUGGUGUUCCUGUGAGUCCUUCUGGGAAGGAACAACCAUUUGCUUUAGAAUAGAUUUUUCUUUCUUUUUAACACUGGAGUUGAGAAUACAAAUUAUGAGUUAUUUAAUAAUAGAUUCAAAGGAGAGAGAAUAUAUUAGAAAUAGUAAAAUAAACUGGGAGGCAAAAUACAUUCUAUAUUUGGAAUAUAAGUUAUUUAAUUAUUGUCCAUAUGCAGAAUUACUUAUUGAAUAUAAGAUCUAUUUUAUUCUUUCAUUUAUAUUGUAUAUAUUUUAAAACUUUGUUCAAAUAGAUACAAACCUGUAAAAGGUAAUUAUUUUUUAUGUAGUUCUAAUAGAUUUUGUUAAAUGGAAUUUGACUCAAAAGCACUGUUGUUAAGAACUGUAAGGUUCCCUUGGCAACCUUGGAUUGGCUAUUUGAUCUUGUCAGAGCAAAUGUACUUUCAACAGUGAACAUGGCUAACCAAUUCCAUUCAGAGUUUCAAAGUACUGAAAACGAUAGAAUAUUUAACAUCAUUGCACCGAUGAGGAUAAAGUGAUAGCAGGCUUUCUGAAUGCCUGGUUUAUGGUUUUCAGUGACUGCCUUUUAGAGCUUGACUAUUUUGAGCAUGGUGUGAGGCCAGCACAGCAUUCAAGCAUAUGUCCUAGGAUCUGUAACUAAGUACAACCCAGAUCCUGCAAAUACACCAAGUUCAAGAGGACAGAUUCAUAGUCUGCUCAUAUUAAAGCAGUGUGUGGGCAAGUGUGUUAAUACAGUGUGGAUUCAAAAUGAAUGGUUAUUUAGAUCUAGUCUACCCUGUCUUAACCCUACAGCAAUAUAGUCAAAGAAGCAGUUGGAUAGUAAGGUUGUUCAAGUUAUAAUACAUUUUAGAUGUCUGAAAAUCUUUUAUGCAUCAUUUUUAUUUUUCCUUUCUAGUCAGUUAAAAAGUAACUGUACUGAAUGCACAGACUAACAAAUUUAUAAGGAAAUAAUAACAUGUGGGGGAAGUGGGCUUGUAACCUAGAUUGUGUCAUAUAUAUUGAUGCUGAAAUUUUGUGUAAUGUGGUUUGUGUUUUGAUGACAUUCAAAGGUGUUAUUGUGUCAUGCUUUCAUAACUCUUCUAUUAUUUAAAAUGUAUGCUUUUAAAGGUGUACUUGUUAUUUCUCAGCUACUUUCACUAAAGGCACGUGUGAGUUCAUGGAGAAGAUUGCCUGCCAGCUGAGAGCUGUAGUAAGGUUAGGCACAGCACACUGGGAGAAAGCUUCGUGUCCCGGGUAGGCCCUUAGUGCAGCAACAGCAGCUCUUUACUGAACGGUUUUCAGGUUGUAAGUUGCCUGUGCAGUAGAACACAGAGGUUGGAGGUUCAGAACUGACAUGUUUACAUCAAUUUCUAUGGAAUGACACAGAAUUUCAGAUGAGAAAAAGGCAACUUGAUAUUUAAACCACAGUCUUAAGAAAUUCCAAAAAGAGAUUAAUCGACAUUCUGCUCUGAACCCUAAAAUAGAAUACUGUUCUUACAAAUCAAGUUACGAGACUUUAAAAUGUCAUUAUACUGUCAUGCAAUGAAGUGUUUUUGUUUCCUUGUCUUUUUGAGGCAGCAUCUUAACUGUGCCACCCUGGCUGCCUGGGGAUUACUGUGUAGACCAGGCUGGCUUGGAACCUCACGAAGAUCUGCCUGCCUCUGCCUUCAGAGUGCUGGGAUUAAAGGUGUGGGCCACCACCCCCAUUUGAGUUUUGUUUUGUUUUACUUAGUUUUUAAAGAAAGGCUUUAGUGUCACUCAUUCUAUUUAAACAUUCAUUGUAGAAUAUUUUAUUACUAUAUAUUUUUACCCUGGAUUUAUAAAAAGUAAUUAUGUUAUACUGAAAGUCAUCUCAAGGAUCUCCACGAUAGUUAAAGAAGUAAUUGAAUAGGGCCAACAAAAAUGCACCUUUAUCACAGUCUGGUCCUAUGUGCCUUGCUUUACCAAAUAAAUACCUGACUUUUAUGGAGAAUAUACUGUAAUUUACAACUGUAGACACAUACUUGAAAGUGGGAUUUUUUUUUCAAGAAUAACUAUAGUUCUAGCUUUUGGUUGUUUCAACAUUUUCCCUCUAAAUCUAUUGUCUAACCACCUGAUACUAAGUAUCCUAUUAAAGUAUCUAUGAACAGCACUUGCUUACGUGAGUUGUGACACCUGCACCAUGAUUCAGGUUUGAGACUUUACCAUUUGUAUAUAAUUGUUUGUUUGUUGUUUCUUUUCUUGUAAGACAUGAUUUGUUGUGAUUUAAAACAAUACUUUUAAAUGAUUUUGACCCUAAAUUGAUAUAUGUCUGUAUUUCAUUUAUAAAAAAAAUAUUUUUUGAGGUUUGGGAAUAUGAUUUGUUGUAUGUUUAAGUUUUAUGGAUAUAUAAUUCAAAGCAAUGUAUAAACUGUCUUUUAUUAAGUGGAUUUUUAGAUGAUGAAUUUCUCAUGUCAAUUUAUGGUACCAUUAUUAUAUAUAUAUUUAAUAGAUAAGAGAAAUCAAUAAUUUUCAUAAAUAACUUCAUAUAGUUUUCUAUAUUUCCAUUUUCCAUUUUUACCUGUGUCUGAUUUAAUCUGGGGAUUGGUUGCUUAUUUUUAUAUUUCAGGAAUGAAUUGCUUAUCUUCAUCUCUUGGAAACUUUUUAUCACAAGUCAUUUUGCUUUGUUUUAGCCAGAAACUAGCUUUUAUUUCAAGUGGUUAGAAUUUCUCUGCCUCUAUAAUAAUCACAGCCGAAAAGUAUUUAGUUUGAAAUAAAAUACUUCUUUGCUGCUGACA